AUGAAGGCAGCGAAAGAAGUUCUAGCACUAGAGCUCUUUGAUCCAGAGCUGGACAGUGCCAAGCUCACUACUAACAUUGAAAACCUCGCAACAUUCCUAAGCAAGCAACAAGCACCGUUUUCUCUUGAAACAUUAAGACCAACAAUGUCUUACCUCAUAGAAACAGAAGAUAUCAUGGCAACUCACGUUCCAGAGCAGCAGGUCGACUUAACAAGAGCAUUCCUUUACGCAUUCAAUUUAACAGCACCUAAUUUCCCAAUAUUUGAUGAAGAUUCGGGCCACUUACCAAGAUUAUACCAUUUAAUGGCUCAGGCUCUCCCACAGAUCGAAGAAAAGGACGCCGAAGAGAUCGAAAACCUUAUUACCAUCGCUAACGAAAUUAAUUUCUUCGUUCUUCCUCACGAAUCGACAUCUAUCUCAGAAAUUUUCGACGCAUUAUCCGAGUUAGAUUGCAAGGCUUCAUUGGUAUCCCUCAAACACCUUAUCAACGCUACAGAUAGAAUUCCUUUACAAGUUAUUCAAGAAAUUCUUGAACAUCUUUCUAAUGAGAAGGCAAAGGAUAUCAUCAAAACAAUCUCUACACAAAAGCAGAACGAAAUAUUGGCAAGUAUCCGUUCAAUUCUUUCAGGAGCUGAAGCAAUUGACGCAACAGCCAAAGUUUCAGAGAUUCUCGAAGUCCAACCCGAAGAAUUAUACGGUUCCCUUCGCGGUGAUGUCAUUUCUGAAGACAAAACAACACGUAGCGCUGCAGUUAAAUUAUUUACCAAAACAUUGUCACAUCAGAAGAUCACAAAGGCAACAGUAGAUUACUUCCUUGCCAUCAUUGGCCGCAAUCGUGAUGAAAUGGAGGAGAUUCGCUUACUCGUUAUUCAAUUCUGCUUCACAAUUUUACACAACAUCAAAGAUUUCAAAGUUCCAGAGUUCACACCAGAAUCCCUUAUUACAAAGAUCUGGGAUGCCAUCAAAAUGGCCAUCAAUGAUCCUUCUUCUAAGGUCAGAUUAGCAACUGUCAAAGGAAUUGCUAAAAUGAAGUUCAAUGAGAUCAAGAUGGACAUCAAAGAUGUUGCAACACGUGUCAGAGACAAUGAUCCAUCCGUUCGUUCAAAGACUUUGAAUUUAUUAUUGGAAUUAUACGCAAAGGAUCCAGAAGAAUACAAAUGGCUUGAAGAAUCCGUAUUACAAUUGUAUCCAUCCGACAAAACAGUUCCUUUAACAGCAUUUUCCGUUUUCAUUGAACAUAGAAAAUUAGAUCAGAUCCUUGAAGGCAUCGAAGAUAGAAGACCAUUAUUGUUAAUGCUCAAGCAUACGAAUAUCUUCAGAAGUUUGGCCCAAAGAUACAAAGACAAAGAGAUGAAAGAACAAAUCGAACAAUUUGUCCCAGUACAAGUCAUUAAGAAGGCCAUUAAGCACAGUCCCAAGUUCUUUGAGAGUGCCCUCGACUUCAAACAGAGAAAGCGCCUCUAUAAACAUCUUAAAUCAAAAUUAGAUAAUGAACAACAGGCAAUUUUACUUUUAGGAUACUACCAACCUAUGCCAGCCUUACCAAAUGAUAUUUUAGAAUGGGAGAACACGACAUUUGCCAAAGAAAUGGCAGAAAUCUUUUAUUCAGAUUUCGAAGAAUUAAUUCCAGACAUGACAAAGAGGAUGUCUCCAACAGACAUUGCCGUAUUCACCAAACUCGACAAGCUUGAUAUUCCUAGCCUCCCAGAUGUCCUUAAAGCACUUGCAAAGGCUACAAAUACAAGUGAAAGAUCCGAAGCUUUAGAAGCAUUUUCUGUUUUGUUCAAGAAAGGAAAUGAAAGUCUUCUGAGGCAAAUCAAGUUUUCCAAGGACGAGAAAUUGGAAAAACUCAAGUUCUAUGCUAGAAUUGGUGUUGCAAGACUUGUUCCUGAUGAUAUUGUUGACGAAAUCAAUGAAAACUAUGAAGAAUUCGACAGCGAAGAAGCUACAUGGGCUUUGAAGUUAUUCAGUUGUUUCGAUCCAGAAAAAUGCAUUUCUUUCCAUGAGAAAAUGUCAGAAAAAUUCCCUUCAGAGACAUUUGAUUCCUACAUGAAAUGCACGUCAAUCGAAAACACAGACAUGUACAAUGAAGCAACAAAGCCAGAGACAUUCAGAAAAUUCGCUUCAUUGAUGCAAUCAUUUGAACCAGAAGUCAGACAGCAUUGCAUUGAACAAUUGAAUUUGGCAAUGAAUAAUCCACAUACGCCAAUCCAAUUCCUUUCUUUGUUCGCGCUUUCCGCUACAGAUCCUGUCAAAGCAAAUGUGAAAAUGGCUGAAGAAUAUCUGAAGAAACAAAUCCAGUUCAGACGAGAUAUCAUGAAGAAAUACAAAAACGCGUCAUCACAAGUCAAACCGAUCACCGUUUUGCCAUAUCUUAUUCACAUUUUAGCACAUCAUCAGGACUUCGAGAAAGACGCUCCUAAAUUCCAAUCAUUUGCUUUGUACAUCAGAGCUUUCAUGAAACCUUUGACUGAAGGAACAUCGAAUUAUGAGUCAAUCAUGGAAGUUUUGAGACACAUGAAAUACGCAGAAGAUAUUGAUGAAGACUACACAGAAAACAUGAACAAACUUGUUGAUGUUUCUCUCAGUGUUAUUCUCGAUAUCGUUGGCGGAAAGAGUUGGUCACAAACACAGACACCGGGAGAAGUUUUGCUUCCUCAAAGAUACUUCAAACCAUGUGAAGAUAUCGAUAGAAUCAAAACAGAUCUUCUCAAAAUGAACUUCGAUAUUAUCAAGUCGCCUGCGAAACCAAGCAAAGUCUUGAAUGCUGGAAUGAGUCCUGCACGGACAACAAGAAUGAAACGUCGCGGAAAGGAUAUCAAAGAGAAGGAAAAUAAGGAAGAAUCAACAGAAGAAACAGAAAAACCAAAGAAGAAACGCGGAAGGAAGCCAAAGAAAGUUGAAGCUUCUUCUGAUUCUGAUAAAGAAGAAACAAAGACAACUUCUGAUUCAGAUUCAUCAUCAGAUUCAGAUUCAUCAGAUUCUGGAUCUUCUUCUAGUUCUUCAGAAUCAGAGAAAGAAGUUGCAAAGACACCAAAGCGAAAGGUAUCUAAUUCAACAAAGAAGACACCAACAAAGAAGAAACAAGAAAAGGAAACUCCGAAAUCACCAAAGAGAAAACCAUCUGCUUCUCCAAAACGCCAGAACAAGAAACAAGAAAGUGAUUCAGAAUCAGAGUCCGAAGAAGAGAAGCCAAAGAAGUCUCCAAAGAGAAAACCAUCUGCUUCUCCAAAACGCCAGAAUAAGAAGAAACAAGUAGAAUCAUCUGAUGAAAGUGAUUCAGAAAAAGAAGAUGAAAAACCAAAGAAAAGAAUGCCGAAAAAGAAGAAACAAGUAGAAUCUUCUGAUGAUGAGAAAUCAUCUGAUAAGGAAGAAGAGAAGCAUACAAAGAAGUCCACAACAAAGAGAGGACCUAAGAAUAAGAAAGAAGAAGAAGAAGAAGAAAAGAAAUCUACAUCAAGAAAAACAAAUAAAAACGAUGAAGAAAAAGAAUCUAAAGGAAAACAAAAGAAAUCUAAUAAGAAAAUAGAGGAAGAAAAGAAGAGUGAAUCCGAGGACGAAACUCCAAAGAAAUCACCAAAGAGAAAACCAUCUGCAUCACCCAAACGUAAUGCGAAGAAAUGA
Molecule: messenger RNA, 3624 nt
Organism: Trichomonas vaginalis G3
Lineage: Eukaryota; Parabasalia; Trichomonadida; Trichomonadidae
Product: cohesin subunit Pds5
Exons: 1
Coding region: 1-3624 (1207 amino acids)
Source: RefSeq, a predicted model, not a curated record